This is a messenger RNA of Centropristis striata (black sea bass), 1062 nucleotides long. It is a transcript of the gene utp11, whose product is annotated as UTP11 small subunit processome component. Gene Ontology annotation, biological process: rRNA processing. Bases 131 to 895 code for a protein of 254 amino acids. Lineage: Eukaryota; Metazoa; Chordata; Actinopteri; Perciformes; Serranidae. Gene Ontology annotation, cellular component: small-subunit processome; nucleolus. The transcript has 8 exons. The record is from RefSeq and is a predicted model, not a curated record.
CAGGAACCCACGUGUGCAGCUAGCAGCACUGACUGAGGAGGUUUUAGUAUCAACAGAACCAAGAAAAGCCUCACAAAAGCUGCUUAACUGAACUUUUUUGGCUUCAUUGUGGUCGAGGACAUUUUUCAGGAUGUCUUCGUUCAGGAAAGCGUUGAAAUCCCGACAGAAAAACCACCAUGAAAGAUCUCAGCCUGGUUUUAGGAAACAUUUGGGAUUGCUGGAGAAGAAGAAAGACUACAAACUCCGUGCAGAUGAUUACCACAAGAAACAAAACACUCUUGCUGCUCUGCGAAAGAAAGCUCUGGAUAAGAACCCAGAUGAGUUUUACCACAAAAUGAUAAACGCAAAGCUGCAGGAUGGAGUUCACGUAGCGAAAAAAAAAGACGAGGAGGUGGAGGUGACCGAGGAGCAGAAGAAAGUGAUGAGGACGCAGGAUAUCAAAUAUGUGGAGAUGAAAAGGGUUGCGGAGGCUAAGAAAAUCGAGAGGCUGAAAGGAGAGCUCCACCUUCUGGAUGCAGACUGCAAACAGAAAAACAAGCAUACUUUUUUCGUGGAUUCUAAGAAAGAAGUGAAAUCAUUUGACCUGGCGACACACCUCAACACAGCUCCUGAGCUGGUGGACCGAGUGUUCAACAGGCCAACUCUGAAAACUCUGGAGACGAAGAGCAUCCAGGGAGCUGUAGAGCCUCGCGGUGUAAAGGCCUUGGCCAAGCAGAGGAACCACCAGUAUAAGAUCCUCUCCCAGAGAAUCGACAGAGAAAAGAAAAUGUUUGUAAUCACCCAGAAGAUCCAGACCCGCAAGGACCUGCAGGAUAAGUACAAGAAAGUGAAGGUAAAAAAGGAGACGCCCAACGCUGCAGCUAUCUACAAGUUUGAGGCCAAAAGGAAACGCUGAGAGAGAAUCACUAGCUGGGAAGAAAUCACCAACUUUUCCAUUGAGAUCCUGGUGAAAUAAUGGACUUCUACAUCAUUUUCUUUUCCCUAAGUGUUGUUCCAGCUAUGGAAUCUUGUACAUAUUUAUCAAAGACUUUUAGUUUCUUUCUAAUAAAUAUCAGAAGAACA